GCCUGCUUGUAGAAGCUUGGGAAGCUAUUUCAAGCGGUGCGGGAGAACAAAACUUCUUGGAGCAGAAAGGAAGAGUUCAGUUGUGAUAGACUCUGCCACUUUGUGCCCAGCUCUGACACUUCAACUCUUGCCAAACAGACACCAAACCCAUGUCAGCGACUCUAGAUGCUACCCUCAGCGCCCUCCAGGAGGAACAAUCCAGACUAAAGAUGAGGUUGCAGGAGCUGCAACAGCUGAAAAGGGAGCACAAGGGCUCCCCCCAAAACAAGCUCCCAUUCUCAGUGCCUGAGAUCCCUCUGGUUUUCCGAGGACACACCCAGCAGGACAGGAAAGUGCCCAAGUCUCUGAUUUCCAACUUGCGCAUCUGCUGCCCUCUGCCUGCAGGCUCUGCUCUGAUCACCUUCGAUGACCCCAAAGUGGCUGAGCGGGUGCUGCAAAAAAAGGAGCAUGUGAUUGACAUGGAGGAGUGCCGGCUACGGGUGCAGGUCCAGCCCUUGGAACUGCCUAUGGUGACCACCAUCCAGGUGUCCAGCCAGAUGAGAGGCCAGGGAGUGUUGGUCAGUGGGUUUCCUGCUAGCCUGAAGCUGAAUGAGGAGGAGCUGCUGGACAAGCUGGAGAUCUUCUUUGGCAAGACAAAGAAUGGGGGUGGCGAUGUGGAGACUCGGGAAUUGCUGCAAGGGAGUGUCAUGCUGGGCUUUGUUAAGGAUGAGGUGGCCCAACGCCUGUGCCAGACUGGCCAGUUCAGAGUGCCACUGGGUGGGUUGCAGGUCCCUCUGACAGUCUCCCCCUAUAUGAGUGGGGAGAUCCAGAAGGCUGAGGUCAGGUUCCAGCCAGUGUCCCACUCAGUGCUGGUGUUCAAUAUUCCUGAUGUCCUGGAUGGCCCAGAGCUGCAUGAUAUCCUGGAGAUCCACUUCCAGAAGCCCACCCGUGGGGGUGGGGAGGUGGAGGCCCUGACAGUGGUGUCCCCAGGACAGCGGGGCCUGGCAGUCUUCACCUCCGAGACGUGCUAGGGGCCUGCCCUUCUCAUCACCCCCAGCCCUCAGCCAAGGUUCUCAGUCUGGAGUGGGGCUAGGCCCACAUGUAAGAGAUCUUUGUGUUCACCAACAGGAGACAGGGAUCACACAUUGUGAAACACUGCACAGUAAAUGCGCCUGCAUGGCCUGAUGUUCUUCCUCA
Otolemur garnettii (small-eared galago) is the source of this 1176-nucleotide messenger RNA. It is a transcript of the gene IFI35, whose product is annotated as interferon induced protein 35. The transcript is spliced from 7 exons. Gene Ontology annotation, cellular component: nucleus. Lineage: Eukaryota; Metazoa; Chordata; Mammalia; Primates; Galagidae. The coding region runs from base 150 to 1010 and encodes 286 amino acids. The record is from RefSeq and is a predicted model, not a curated record.